AUGUUAAUGCAACAUGGAAAUAUUAAAUUAGGUAAAAAACUUUUCUCUAAAAUCAACAAAGAUACAACAAGUUAUGGUGUUAUGAUGUCAGGUUAUUUGAAAAAUAAACAAAUAGAAAAAACAAUUGAUUUAUUUUUUCAAAUUAAUAAACCAAAUGAUAUAAAUUUAAUUAUAUUUUUUAAUGCAUGUGCUGAAUUAGGUAAUGAAAAAGUACUUCACUCGAUAUUAAAUAUGUUUAGUAAAUAUUUAGAUAUUGAAAGUACAAAAAAAUUAUUUUCUCAAUUAAAUCGAAAUGAAAUGACAUAUGGAUUAAUGAUGAAUAUGUAUAAUAAUCGAAAUAAACCAAAAGAAACUUUAAAUUUAUAUGAAGAAAUGAAACGAGAAAAAAUUCAACCAAAUAAACAAAUUAGUAUUUUAAUUCUUAAUGCUUUUUUUCAAUUAAAUUAUUUUAUUAAAGCAGAAGAAUUCUUCAAUCAAAUUCCAAAUAAAUCAUCAAUGAUUUAUGAUAUUGUACUCAAUGGUUUAGCUAAUCAUAAUCGUGCGAAACAAGCAUUUGAUCUUUUUCAACAAAUGUCUAUUCCACCAAAUGAAUAUACAUUAAGUAUUUUAUUUAAAAUUUGUUCACAAUUAAAUAAUACAAAAUCAUUGGAAUUUGCAAAAAAAAUCUUAAACGCAAUGCCUGAAAAAUAUCAAUGGAAUACAAUUAUUCUUAAUUCAGCAUUACAUAUGUUAAUGCACCAUGGAGAUAUUUUAUUAGCUGAAAAGAUUUUUUCACAAAUGAAUAAAGAUACAAUUAGUUAUGGUGUAAUGAUGUCAGGUUAUUUGAAAAAUAAUCGACCUGAAGAAGUCAUUGAUAUUUUUAUGAAAUUAAAUAAUCAAAUGGAUGAAAUUAAUCUAUUAAUAUUUUUCAGUGCAUGUGCUGAAUUAGGUAAUGAAAAGGGAUUAAAAUUAGGUAAACACAUCUAUUCAAAAUUAUUAUCAAAUAGAAAAUUACUUAGUGAAAAAGUAAUUCAUUCGAUAUUGAAUAUGUUUAGUAAAUGUUCAGAUAUUGAAAAUGCUGAAAAAUUAUUUAAGAAAUUAAAUAAAAAUACGAUUAGUUAUGGAUGUAUGAUGGCAAUGUAUAAUAUUCAAAAUGAACCUGAGAAAACUUUAAAUUUAUAUGAAGAAAUGAAACGAGAUAAAAUUGAAAUUGAUAAUCUUACUUGGAUUUUAAUUAUUAAUGCAUUAGCAGAAUUAGCUGAUCUUUCAACAUGUGAAUCGAUUAGUUCAGAAUUACCUGACAAAUUCUACAAUGAUAUUCAAAUUCAAAAUGCCUUGAUUAAUAUGUGGGGGAAAGCGAGUUCAGCUGAUCGAGCAAAAAAGAUUUUUGAUCAAAUUAUAAAACCAAAUAAUAUGUCAUAUUCAACUAUGAUUAAUGCAUAUGGUCUAAAUGGAUUAGGUAGAGAAGCUGUUCAACUCUAUUAUAAAAUUGCAUAUGAAAUCAUUGAUGAUAUUAUUAAUUUAUGUGUGUUGAAUGCAUGUUCACAUGUAAGUCUAAUUAAUGAAGCUCAAGAGAUUUUUAAAAAUAUUUCCAUCGAUAAAAGAACAGAAAAAAUUUAUACAACAAUGAUUGAUUGUUUUAGUCGUUCAAAUUCAAUGAAUGAAGCUGAAGAAUUAAUUAAUGAAUAUGAACAAUCACAUUUACCAUCCUAUUCAAUGUACAUGUCAAUUUUGUCAGCUGCACGUAAUCAACGAAAUUCAUUAUUAGCACAGAAAAUGUAUGAUCGUAUUGAACCUUAUUUAAAAGAUCAAGAAAUCUAUGCUACAUCAGCUAAAGUCUUGUUAGCAAAUACAUAUGCAUUAGCAGGUGAUUUAACAACAGUAUCAAACAUUCGAAUGAAAAUGAAUCAAUCAGGUUUGAAAAAAUUGGCCGGUCUUUCUUGGACAGUAGUGAAAUUUCGUGUACAUGAUCGAUCACAUCCACAAUCGAAUGAAAUCUGCGAAGAAUUAGAACGUUUAACAAAUGAAUUAAAACAACAUGGAUAUCAAUGUGAUGCAUCAUGGAUUAGUCAACCAUUGACAAAUAAUGAAAAAUCUUUUAAGUGGGUUGCUCAAGUUCGUCAAUGUACAAUUAUUGUACGAGAUGUUAAUCAUACACAUCAUUUCUAUCCCGAUGGUCAUUAUUCUUGUGGAGAUUUCUUUUAA
Adineta steineri is the source of this 2184-nucleotide messenger RNA. NCBI's taxonomy places the organism in Eukaryota, Metazoa, Rotifera, Eurotatoria, Adinetida, Adinetidae. The record is from the annotation of a GenBank genome assembly.